UUUCUUCAUCGGUCAACGAGGUCUAGCUUUCCAGUUUACGAUCAUGCCGCGGAGUUGUCCGAAUUAUAUUGUUAUAUGGCUACCGGUUGCUACCGCCGGUACGCUUUGCGACCUCUCAAGCCGCGGAGCUUCCGAGGCGCAAGCUCCUGCUGACUCUAAAUCUAUUGAUCCAUAUGCCCACGGUGCUAGCAGCCUAGAUUUCAGGUUUCUUAUGCCCAAUUAUUGCAGUUUCUCUCUCCACAAUGGCAAAUGCACGAUAGAGACUGGAUCUGGCCCCUGUUUUCAGACCGAUGGAGGGCGGUGGGCGCAGUGUUCGGCUUUGAUACAAAGGGUUCAGAUGUUAAUCUGGAUAUCUUGAUCGAGAUCAUUCUCGAUCGGUACUUGCCUCCAGUUGGCUCCUGCGAAGAAUCCAGCUUCUGUUGGUGGAUAUAUGUAUCCAGUCUCCAGAACAGCCGUUCCAGGAAUCGUGGGCACCCAGCCUUCACACUUCACAGGGCGGCCGCGCUGAACGUGGGUGGCAGGACUUCGUUCAGCCAGAGUUCACAAGUUUGAGCACUAGUGCGAUUCGAUUCGAUCAGCCAGUGUCCGAGAGACUUUUGCUAUUGGAUGGGGGGCUAAAGCCAAGGCCGAGGCAAGCCACCCCUUUGCAGGCUCAGUGCUCUAGGAAGCAGCAGCAGGGACGCGGCGGCGGAGAUCGGGAAAAUCGGCC
Molecule: messenger RNA, 709 nt
Organism: Cantharellus anzutake
Lineage: Eukaryota; Fungi; Basidiomycota; Agaricomycetes; Cantharellales; Hydnaceae
Exons: 2
Coding region: 44-358 (104 amino acids)
Source: RefSeq, a predicted model, not a curated record